CAAUUUCAGCCUGUUCAGGAUGAAGCCAAUGUUCCUCAUAGACUAAUCAGGAUAUUGCAGGUGCAUCCAUUUAGAAAAACAGCCAGUUGUAAUGAUCCCAGAAUAUUUUUAUGGAUACCUCACCGAGGCAUCACAAAUUUGCUACCAGCUGCCCUUUAUGCGCUCUAUUCGCUCUCAGUUCUUCUAGCGCGUCAUAUAUUGAAAGCCCAUGAUGGCGUGCUACCUUUUGUAGGGGCUAUUUUUCGAAGAAGUAGAGAACGUGGACCUGCUGGAAAAUGGAUUUUUAUGAUAAGAAGAAUAAAAGAAAAUAUUGAAGAAAAACGUAUCAUGGCUCACCUUGAAGAUGAACACAAAGCAAUAAACAAGUUAAAAUAUGUCAUUGAACAUUUCAUACUCUUCACAAUGAGUGUAUCUUAUGUUAUGGCAAAUUUUACCAUGUUGGUAUGGUCAAUUAUCUUUGUAACUCAAAGAGGUCUAGUUCUAUUUAUUUGGGCCAACUUAAUUUGGAUUAUACCGAACGGUAAAGCCGCCAUGUUGAAGUCAAGUCCCUUUUUGGUCGGGUUUCUGUGGCUUCAUUUGGGCCUACUCUACACAUACUCUUCGAAGCUCACUCGGAGUCUAUUCAUAGACUCUGUGUGGUAUUUCAGACUUUCAGCAGGUUCUGACGUCUCCGAUAUGGCCUGGAUGCAUCUCCUGAUUCAGUCAACAUUUGGCAUCCUCGUGUCCUGCGCCAUGAGGCAGUACUUCCACGAUAAAAGGAGGAAAAAAGCAGAGCAACAAUUGGAUGAGAUAAUGGGCGCCCGUAGUAGAUUUAAUAUGGUAUUAUCAAGAUCUGUCGUGCUUACAACGACUGCAGGCUUUUUAUGGAAAUGGUUGGCCCUAAUCUGGAUCUGGAUGGUUGUUAUGUUAAUGAUUUGGAUGGAAUUCUGGGGCACAAGCAACGCAUUUAGGAUCAUGUUCGUCGCAUUGGCAAUAUUUCUAGUUAUGACUUUUCAGUUGUGUUCUUUUGAAUUCUGGAAGAAAUCUCUGAGAAUUUACUGGUGGUUUCUUAUAGGUUAUGCUAUGGCAAACUUUGUAACGUUUUAUUUGUACGAGAGUGGCAUGACUCGGAGAUUGCUUUUGCAAUACGUUGGUACAGAAGAACAAUUUUACAAAUUCGGACUGGAAAGGCACAAGUACAGCGAGCGAUAUAAACCUCUUUUGAACCCGUUGUUUUUUCAACUUGCCAUAAUCAUUCAGAAGAACUAUCUUCAGGAGACAUUCGACAAAUAUACUUCGCCCUUGAAAGAAACUGAAUAUAAACGCCGGAAGAAUUAUAGCCCUUGGAUGAAAUUCAUGUAUUAUAUCAUCCUAAUGAAGAAUUUAGCUUUCCAAACACUUUGCGUGCAUUUUCAGAAAAUUCUCCUUUUACUUGGAUGGUUUGUCUGCGUUUACGAUAUGUGCGCGUUUAACAUGGUCUUCGCCAUUCUGCUCACCGUAUCCUGCUUUAGCGGUAGAAACUUUGCAUUCAAGAUAAUCUACAUCAUGUCUGCCUGGAAUCAAGUGUUAAUUGUACUAAGACUGCUUUAUAUGAACCUCUACACAUCGCAUAAGCAGUGGGACUAUGUAGGACACUACACUAGAAACGGAAUUGAGUACAAUAUUACCCUAAACAAUGCCAAAUGGCUAGGUUUUCAAGAAUCCAGGCUCGGGUACCGCUAUGCUGACUUCUAUAACGUAGCUUGGUCGUUCCUGUUCGUUGCCGCUGUCACUUUGUUUCGCGUGGUGCAAAUAAGGCAGGUUAACUACCGACUGGCGAGAAACCUACCUACCAAGAGACCAGACGUUAUAUUCCCAGGCAUCGACUACGAAAAUUGUCACUACAGCUCCUGGAAUAUGAUGAAGUAUAUUGCCAAUUUUGGAUUUUAUAAGUUGGGAGUUGAGAUCAGUGCGGUAGUUGCUAGCAUAGUAUUAUUUAUUAGGAUGGACGUAUUCUCAAUUCUAAUAUCCCUAAUUUUAAUUGGAAUGUGUACAGUUAAGAGAAAAUACAAAAGAAUGGUUUGGUAUUUAAUCCUAAUCGGGAUGGCUAUUCUGUUACCUUUCCAAUACUUUAUGACAUUAGGAAUUUGUCCUGCGUAUUGGGAUAUAUCCUUGACAAGAUAUUGGAACGAAAAUAACACUAGACUGCGACUGCAACAGUUUCUGAACCAAAUGAACUUGGUGUACCCACCAAAAGCUAUGCUGCUACUCUUCGACUUUGCAUUAUUCAUGUGCGUGGCCAGACAAUGGAGGGCCUUUAAGACCGAGAAAAAAUUUGCCCAAAGAGAUUUCCCUGGUGGAAGUAACGAAGAAGUUUAUCAUUUAAUUGACGACCCGACUGUCGUCAAUCCUGUGCCAGAUUAUGUCAGUAAUACCAGAACUUCACUGGAUAUCUACAAGUACGUUAUUUUUUCGAGCUCGUAUUAUGUGUCGCUGUUGUUUACGUUCCUGGCGGGCACCAUGCGACCCACCUUCUACUCCUUUGGUUACAUUCUAUUCGCGUCGAUGCUGGCGUGGGAAGGACGGGAUAUGUUUCUCAGACCACCUAAAGGCAUUAUUUUCAGAUGGAAUCUACUUAUAUGCUACAAUAUCCUGAUCAUGCUGUUGAGAUCAAUAAGUCAGAUAUUUGGUUGUGUUAUAAUUCAUAACAUCACCCCAGCUUAUUGCAGUAUAUUUCAAGUACUGUCAUUAGGAUGUGUAGACAAGCUGGGAUCUUACAGUAUAUCUGGACUAGACGAUCAUACCCAUUGUGACUUAGAGAAAGGUGGACUGGGUGCUGGCUGGGACACGGCUUGCUUCGUCUUCCUCAUUUUGCAGCAGAGGGUCUUUAAAUCGUACUACUUCUUUCAUAUUGUCAACGAUGCCAAAGCGGAAACGAUCAUAGCCGAUCGGGGAGCCUCAAUUAUAGAAACAGUAAUGGCGGAGAAGAAGGAACAGAUAAAAAAACAAAAUAAAAGUAUAAAGGACAAUAUGGAUUUCAAAAUGAAAAAAAUUCGUCUAAAUGCAAAAAAUAUAGCAGCUAUUAGAGGAGGUGACUACCGCUCGUUUGAUCAAACAGAACGUAAUCUUAAUAUCCCCCUACUACCACAAACUGGUCCUAACGUAGAUCCUGAUUUUGACCCGACAGAUCCAAUGGCUUGUUCUGAGUUCCUAGCUUUAUUAAUAAAAACGAGUGCACUCAGUGUACUGGAGGAAAGGGAGUACAGACAGCUUAUGAAGCAGUAUCUUAAAGACAAGGUGGCGAACAAGAAAACUCCAAUGCCUAAAAAACCAGUUCCAGGUGAACCUAGACCAUCUACUACAGAAGAAAGCGAACAUGUGAAAGGUAAAAUUAUGACUUAUCUGCUGCUAUUAUGGGCCUUUUUUGAAGGCGUGAUUGUUUCAUUGACAUCGCUGUUCAACUGGGGUACUCCACUUUUCAGGCAAAUCCGUUCAGAAAUCAGUAGCGAGAAGAACAUGUUAAAAAAAAAUCCGUAUAAUCUUGUCGGAGAAAGGCUAGGCAGAAGUAAAAUAUGGUCGCCGACUAAAACAUUAGAGACCAUCGAACAGGAAAAUUUUAGUCCUAAGAAACCUAAUAUACCCCAGUAUGAUGUUGGGGUUCGGCUGUCGGAGGAUGAAUUUCUUAAGCGCAAGGGAUUCGUUAUGAGUGAACUGUUACAAAGGCAGAAAUUUGCCUUUUCCAUAUACACAAAAUUGGUGAGAGCGUUUUUGUUCACGCUAUUGCAUUAUUCCGAAUGGCUGUGCUAUACUUGCAUCAUCGCAAGACACGUUUACCGUUCAGAUUUCAUAUCUCUACCGUUACUGAUUAUGGUAUUUUGUUGGGGUUCGCUAACCAUGCCGAAACCCUCGAAAACCUUCUGGAUUGUUGUCAUCGCCUAUGUUCUGAUAACACUCCUGAUUCAAAGUUUUUUCGUAAUGGACAUAGCCGACUGGAAUUCUUUAAGAUUUGAAAACAAUAUUUUUUAUCCGCCGAAUAUAGUUGGACUCCAACGAAAUUUGAGCACUUCGUUUGCCAUAGCCAUGUUGGCCUCCUUAUUUUUCCAUAGGUAA
This is a messenger RNA of Sitophilus oryzae (rice weevil), 4068 nucleotides long. RefSeq names its product piezo-type mechanosensitive ion channel component-like. Gene Ontology annotation, molecular function: mechanosensitive monoatomic ion channel activity; monoatomic cation channel activity. Gene Ontology annotation, biological process: regulation of membrane potential; cellular response to mechanical stimulus; detection of mechanical stimulus. Bases 286 to 4068 code for a protein of 1260 amino acids. Lineage: Eukaryota; Metazoa; Arthropoda; Insecta; Coleoptera; Curculionidae. The record is from RefSeq and is a predicted model, not a curated record. Gene Ontology annotation, cellular component: plasma membrane. The transcript has 25 exons.